Messenger RNA from Gopherus evgoodei (Goodes thornscrub tortoise), 2250 nucleotides. It is a transcript of the gene RNMT, whose product is annotated as RNA guanine-7 methyltransferase. The transcript has 12 exons. The record is from RefSeq and is a predicted model, not a curated record. Lineage: Eukaryota; Metazoa; Chordata; Testudines; Testudinidae. Gene Ontology annotation, biological process: 7-methylguanosine mRNA capping. Gene Ontology annotation, cellular component: nucleus. Gene Ontology annotation, molecular function: mRNA 5'-cap (guanine-N7-)-methyltransferase activity. Bases 370 to 1617 code for a protein of 415 amino acids.
CGCCCGGAGCCCCGCCCUAGUUCCCCGUUUGCUGGGGCCUAGGCCUGGCGCCAGCGCGAGACUCCCCGAGUGGCGGGGACCGGGCCAGAACGUGGGGGGUGGUGUCACCGGGCUGCCUUGGGCCUAGCCGAGCAGAGCCGAGGUGCGGAGGGAGACCCAGUGGAUGAGCUAAUGGUCCCUUCUGGCUUUAGAUUCUGAAAAACGUCAGAAUCACACCAACAGGAGAGCCGCUCAGGUGAAACUAGCUGUACCAAAGUCCUGUCAAAUGCUCAAAACAAACUGGAACAGAGAGAGAGACUCAUAUGAAUUUAUUCAUGAAAAAAACAUUGAUUCCUAUUUGAUCAAGCAACAAGAAGAAUAAUCUCCAACAUGUCUGAUUUGAGCAGGGCUGAAGAACAAGAGUUAGAAAAGAGCUUAGUUGAGGAAGGAGAUAGAACAGCAUCUAAAGCUUCAGAGGCAGAGUCUGCUGUCAGUUCGGAUGACAAUAAUACAACUUCAGGUAAAGGGCAUCGUGCUGGAAAUGAAAAGGAAGAUGUUAGCAACCAUGAGGACAGCACAUCAAAAAAGAAAAAAUCAGAACUUGAAGAUCAUCCUAGAAAAGUGCAUUUGGAAGAAGGGCAUGGGCAAACUGUAGCUGCACAUUACAAUGAACUUCAAGAAGUUGGACUAGAAAAACGUAGCCAGAGUCGCAUUUUUUUCCUCAGAAAUUUUAAUAACUGGAUGAAGAGUCUUCUCAUUGGUGAAUUUAUAGAAAAGGUACGACGUAAGAAGCGAGAUAUCACUGUGUUGGAUCUGGGAUGUGGCAAAGGUGGAGACCUGCUUAAAUGGAAAAAAGGCAAAAUCAGCAAACUUGUGUGCACAGAUAUUGCUGAAGUUUCCAUGCAACAGUGCCAACAGCGGUAUGCUGACAUGAAAGCCCGGUGUCGUUCUAAUGAAUACAUUUUCAGUGCAGAAUUUAUAACAGCUGAUAGCUCCAAGGAACUUCUGUCUGACAGUUACAGUGAUCCACAUAUGUGCUUCGACAUAUGCAGCUGUCAAUUUGUUUACCAUUACUCAUUUGAGACAUAUGAACAGGCUGACAUGAUGCUUAAAAAUGCUUGCGGGAAUCUCUGUCCUGGAGGGUAUUUUAUUGGCACAACUCCAAAUAGCUUUGAGCUUGUAAAGCGACUUGAAGCCUCAGAAACAGAUUCAUUUGGGAAUGAUGUGUACACCGUACAGUUUGAGAAGAAGGGGGAGUAUCCCUUGUUUGGCUGCAAGUAUGACUUUAACUUGGAAGGAGUUGUUGAUGUCCCUGAGUUCUUGGUUUAUUUUCCUUUGCUGAUAGAAAUGGCAAAAAAAUAUGGCAUGAAACUAGUCUACAAAAUGACAUUUCGGGAAUUCUACGAAGAAAAGAUUAAGAAUGAGGAAAAUAAAAUGCUGUUAAAGCGAAUGCAGGCUUUGGAGCCAUAUCCUGCAAAUGAUAAUUCCAAACUUGUCUCUGAUAAACCUGAUGAUUAUGAGCAUGCAGAAAAGCUCAUGAAAGAUGGCAGACCAAAGUUACCUCUGGGAACCUUGAGUAAAUCUGAAUGGGAAGCAACAAGUAUUUACUUGGUUUUUGCAUUUGAAAAGCAACAGUGAAAAGAACAAUACUGGAAGUAGCAAGAAGAAAUUGCAUCCUGGUACAAGUUGGAGUGAUGUAAAACCAUUGUGGCGACUAUUUUUUUAUGUUUAUUUUUUAAUUAUUAGAAGUGUGCAGGACACUACCAAAAACUAGGGCAAGCUCAUGAAUCUGAGUUACAGUUGCCUAUCUGCGACAGAUGGACUUUUGUGUAUAUAGAAGAUUGUCUGAGCCUGGUUUUUAAACAUUUUUCAGUAAUCUGCAUGCUCUCAGAAAUGCCGUUUGAACUCCACAACGCUCUUGUUUCCAAUAAGAAGUUUGUUAGUAAAGUUUGUUCAGGUGACCAAGGGCCUGGUCCUGGUCCUGUACCCGUACCCAUUGAAGUCAAUGGAAGGAUUUCCAGUGACUGCAGUGAUGUAGGAUCAGGGCCUUAGAGCACUGUACAGCAAAGUUCAGAUUGAUCACAGUGCAGCACUUCAACAGUGUUAAAUUGUAUUGAAGUUGUAGUUUAUGUAGGAAGGUCUCAAACUGUUCUUGUUUUUUGUGAUCACUGGUAUGUAGUGUCAUUACGUGAUAACUUCAAGAUUAAAUGGGUUUAUGUUCUGUACCUGAAUGUGCUGAAAGUAUUGUUAGAGAUGCCUUCAAUAACUGAA